GGCGACGACGACGACGACGACGGCGCGAGCGUCGAGCGCGCGGCGCAGAUCGCGCUCGCGAUCCCGGUGAGCGUGUCGAUGACGAUGAACACGCUGAGAGAUUUAGUGACGCUCGUCUUCGUCGGACGAGCGCGCGCGACGGUCGAGCUCGCGGGCGCCGCGCUCGCGAUGACGACGAUAAACAUCGCGUGUAAAUCGGUGCUGGUGGGACUGGCGAGCGCGGUGAACACGCUGGCCGGUACGGCGUACGGAUUAGGGGCGUACGAGCGCGUGGGAGAGACGACGCAACGCGCGCUCUUGGUGACGACGACGUACGCGGCGUUGACGUGCGCGGUGUUCGCGACGAGGGGUGAGGAAUUUUUAGCGGCGACGGGGCAAGACGCGGGCGUGAGUCGCGAGGCGGGACGAUUUUUGCGAGCGGCGACGCCGGGGGUGUUGUGCUACGCGUGGACGCAGUGCACGAUGACGUACUUGCAUUCGCAGGGAAUCACGCGGCCGCAGGCGUUGGGCGGCGUGCUCGCGGCGAUCGCGCAUCCGAUUUUGUGCUAUUACUUCGUGUGGCGAUGGGAGAUCGGGGUCAUCGGCGCGGCGUUGGCGUGGAGCGCGUCGUCGGCGGUUUGUUUGGCUACGCAGGUGGCGUACGCGACGGUCUGGCGAAGAAUGUUUCGCGAACGCGACGAGGCGUUGGCGCUCAAGCGCGAUAUGUGCUGGCCAGGAUGGCAACUGCGACGCGCGAUCUCGACGGAGGGAUUGCGGGAAUACUUCGCGCUCGCGUUGCCGGGCGUUGCUAUGAAGAUGGAGUGGUGGGCCAGCGAGAUGACGGUAGUAAUGGCGGGAUACUUGCCGAAUCCCGAGAUUGCGCUCUCAGCGCUGUCUAUUUACGGCAGUACGAAUGCGUUCGUGUUCGACGCGUCGAUCGGGCUCGGCGUGGCGUCGUUGACGCGCGUAACGCACGAGCUCGGCGCCGGCAACGCUAAGAGGGCGCGGCGCGCCGUCGCCGUCUCGUUCCAACUCAUCGCCUGCGUUGGCGUCAUCGCGAGCGUGGGCAUCAUCGUCGCGAGGAAAGAUUGGGCAAACUUGUUCACCUCGCGUGAAGAGGUGCGCGAGCUCGUGUCCGAGCUCAUGAUUGCGCUUGCGGCGUACGCGCUGUUUGAUUGCGCAGGCGCCGUGCAAGCGGGCGUGAUGCGAGCGUGCGGUAAGCAAUCGCUCGCCGCAAAAAUCGUCGUCGUCGCGUACUGGAUCAUAGGUAUUCCACUAUCGCUCGCAUUAGCCUUCGGUGCGCACAUGGGCGCCCUCGGUCUCGUUCUCGGCGGUUUAGUCGCCACGGUGGUCCACACCGGCGCGCUCGGCUUCGUCAUCGCGCGCCGUCUCGAUUGGGACGCCGAAGUCGUCUCUGCGCGCGAUCGUCACGCGCUUUCGACGUCUCACGCCGCCGAAGCGGGCUACGUUCCGCGGUCUUCGAGCUUCGCGCUGUUAGAAUCCGCGAGGGCGAAUGAUUUAACCCGUCAAUACGGCGCCGCGGUGUGAGCGCCUCUAGCUGUAGUCACUAGUCUCCUGUAUUGCUGAUUUUCGAGUUGUUCACGCUGCACAACGCGCCAUGCGUCGCGAUGCC
Ostreococcus lucimarinus CCE9901 is the source of this 1612-nucleotide messenger RNA. Its product is annotated as MOP(MATE) family transporter: multidrug efflux. The record is from RefSeq and is a predicted model, not a curated record. The coding region runs from base 79 to 1527 and encodes 482 amino acids. The transcript has a single exon. Gene Ontology annotation, molecular function: antiporter activity; xenobiotic transmembrane transporter activity. Gene Ontology annotation, cellular component: membrane. Gene Ontology annotation, biological process: xenobiotic detoxification by transmembrane export across the plasma membrane. NCBI's taxonomy places the organism in Eukaryota, Viridiplantae, Chlorophyta, Mamiellophyceae, Mamiellales, Bathycoccaceae.